Molecule: messenger RNA, 324 nt
Organism: Strongylus vulgaris
Lineage: Eukaryota; Metazoa; Nematoda; Chromadorea; Rhabditida; Strongylidae
Source: the annotation of a GenBank genome assembly
AUGCGUUUUCAUGUAAAUACUCAGUUAUCGUCGGCGAUGUUACGAUCAACGAGACUACCCGCUCGAAUCGCCCCUAUUCUCUCUCGAAAUUAUUGUACAAGUAGCAGUCUCAAACCUUUGACAUCUGAAGACAUCAGAGUAACAGAAAGAGCGCAACAGCGAUUGAAGGAGGUACUUUCACAAGGUGAACGAUUACGAGUGGAAGUAGACGGCGGUGGUUGUUCUGGGUUUGAGUACAAAAUUAAACUUGACAAAAAAUUGCAAAACGAUGACAGGCUGUGGAAACGGGAUAAUGUGGAAAUUGUUGUUGAUGAAGUGAGUUGA